Heterotrigona itama is the source of this 586-nucleotide messenger RNA. The record is from the annotation of a GenBank genome assembly. NCBI's taxonomy places the organism in Eukaryota, Metazoa, Arthropoda, Insecta, Hymenoptera, Apidae.
GGCAGUUUCACGUGCUUCCGGUUUAUCGAUCGAACCGGUAAGAACAUGGUAGUUUGGAUUUGAUAACCAGAAUAAAGUGAUUUUGAUUUUAAUAUUGUUACUUAGAAAACAUUUAAUAUUUUAUUGUAAAUAUGAAUCCCCUUACAUCUGAAUCCUUAACCGAUAAAGAAAAAAAUGAACUUAUGCAACAAAUCAAACAAGAAGUUGCCGUUGCAAAUGCCCAAGAAAUGCUUUCGGAAGCAGGCUGUACAAUUGCUACAAACAGAUUUUGAUUUGUCAAGCAUCCAGUUGAUCCAUUAUGAAUUGUACUUAGUUAUUGCAUCUUAUUUGGGGCAUAGUAUAUUCAUACCAAUAUGUUUAUCAAGGUAUUGGAUUGCCCAAAAAUUGAAUUGCUUAAUCUAAAGCUUCUGUUAGUUAUUUAAAUAUUACAAUUCAUGGAUGCAAGAAAACAUAUAAGCACCUAAUCUUUCAUUGAAUAUCAACUUCAACUUUUAUAAAUACUUUUAGUUUCAUGCGUUUAGCACCAUUAUCUUUGAAGAAAAAUAAUUUUAUAUAUUUUUUAGGCAAUCCAUUUUUAGACGGAUGA